Messenger RNA from Perognathus longimembris pacificus (Pacific pocket mouse), 3497 nucleotides. RefSeq names its product glutamyl aminopeptidase (gene Enpep). Gene Ontology annotation, biological process: peptide catabolic process; proteolysis. The record is from RefSeq and is a predicted model, not a curated record. Lineage: Eukaryota; Metazoa; Chordata; Mammalia; Rodentia; Heteromyidae. Gene Ontology annotation, cellular component: cytoplasm. Gene Ontology annotation, molecular function: peptide binding; metalloaminopeptidase activity; zinc ion binding.
AUGAACUUUGCCGAGGAAGAAGGCUCUAAGCGCUACUGCAUCCGCUCCACACAUGUGGCCAUCAUCUGCACCGUGGUGGUGGCGGUGGGGCUGAUCGUGGGGCUCUCCGUGGGCUUAACCAGGACGUGUGCGUCCAGCCAGGACCCCGCUCCGGCUCCAUCUCCCCAGCAUCCCACCGCCAGCCCCUCGGAUCUUCCUCCCCACGACCCGAGCGUCUGUCCCGCCAGCCUAGACGAAAGCGGAGCGUGGAUCAACUUCAGGCUCCCCGAGUUCGAUCCCGAGCACUACGACCUGGAGGUGCGGCCGGUGCUGGAGGAGGACAGCUACACGGGCCGCGUGAGCAUCGCCGUGCGCCUGAGCGCGCCCACGCCGCACCUGUGGCUGCACCUCCGCGACGCCCGCAUCACGCGGCUCCCCGAGCUGCGCGCGCCCUCGGGGCGGCCGCUGCGGGUGAGGCGCUGCUUCGAGUACAAGAAGCUGGAGUACCUGGUGGUGGAGGCGGAGGAGGAGCUGAAGCCCACCGGGGCCAGCGGCCCCUACGUCCUGAGCCUGGACUUCGCGGGCUGGCUGAACGGAUCCCUAGUGGGCUUCUACCGGACCACCUACAUCGAGGACGGGAAGAUCAAGAGCAUAGCAGCCACUGAUCACGAACCAACUGAUGCCAGGAAAUCUUUCCCUUGUUUUGAUGAGCCCAACAAAAAGGCCACUUUCACAAUAUCUAUUGUCCACUCCAAUGAAUAUGAGGCCCUCUCAAAUAUGCCAGUAGAGAAAAAAGAAGCACUGGAUGCCAAAUGGAAUCGAACAACUUUUGAGAAGUCAGUUCCCAUGAGUACUUACUUGGUCUGCUUUGCUGUGCACCAAUUUACCUCCAUAAAGAAAAUGUCAAAUAGCGGAAAACCGCUCACUAUUUAUGUCCAGCCACAGCAGAAACACACAGCAGAGUAUGCAGCAGCCAUAACUAAAACUGUGUUUGAUUAUUUUGAAGAAUACUUUGCUAUGAAUUAUUCUCUGCCCAAAUUAGACAAAAUUGCUAUUCCAGACUUUGGUACUGGGGCCAUGGAGAACUGGGGACUGGUCACUUACAGAGAGACAAAUCUACUCUAUGACCCGCAGGAGUCGGCCUCCUCCAACCAGCAGAGAGUGGCCAGUGUGAUCGCCCAUGAGCUUGUACAUCAGUGGUUUGGAAAUAUCGUGACCAUGGACUGGUGGGAAGACUUGUGGCUAAAUGAAGGAUUUGCUUCUUUCUUUGAGUUCCUCGGAGUAAACCAUGCAGAAAAGGAUUGGCAAAUGCGUGACCAGGUAUUAGUUGAAGAUGUAUUACCUGUACAGGAAGAUGAUUCUUUAAUGUCUUCCCAUCCCAUUGUCGUCACGGUCACAACCCCAGCUGAAAUCACAUCUGUGUUUGACGGGAUAUCAUACAGCAAGGGAGCUUCUAUCCUGAGAAUGCUUGAAGACUGGAUGACACCAGAGAAAUUUCAGAGAGGAUGUCAGAUUUACCUGAAAAAAUUCCACUUCAAGAAUGCAAAAACUUCAGACUUUUGGGAAGCACUUGAAGAGGCAAGUAAUCUCCCAGUGAAAGAAGUAAUGGACACAUGGACCAGCCAGAUGGGCUACCCCGUGCUCAACGUGAACAAUCGGAGAAACAUCUUGCAGCAGCGCUUCCUGCUGGAUACCCAUGCCGAUCCUUCCCAACCACCCUCAGCCCUGGGUUACACAUGGAAUAUUCCAGUUAAAUGGACCGAAAACAAUGUAUCAAGCAUUGUAGUCUACAAUAGGUCAGAAAAAGGAGGGAUCACUUUGAACUCUCCUAAUCCUGAUGGAAAUGCUCUUCUCAAAAUAAACCCAGAUCAUGUUGGGUUUUAUCGUGUAAAUUAUGAAGGAGAAACUUGGUUCCGGAUAGCAACAGAGCUUUCUUCAAACCACAAGGACUUUUCCUCUGCUGACCGGGCAAGUCUUAUUGAUGAUGCUUUUGCCUUAGCAAGAGCUCAACUUCUAGAUUACAAAUUGGCUUUCAACUUGACCAUGUAUCUUCAAAAGGAAGAGGACUUUUUACCAUGGCAGAGGCUCAUUUCAGCAGUAACCUACAUCAUUAGCAUGUUUGAAGACGAUAGAGAGGUCUAUCCAGUGAUUAAGGAAUACUUCCGAAGUCAAGUGAAGCCCAUUGCCGACAGUCUGACAUGGGAAGACACCGGCAGCCACAUCACUAAGUUGCUCCGGGCCUCUGUGCUGAGGUUUGCAUGUAAGAUGGAAGAUCAAGAUGCUCUCAACAAUGCUUCACGGUUAUUUCAGAGUUGGAUUGCUGGCAAUGGAAGCAUUCCUGUGAAUCUCAGGCUCCUGGCCUAUCAGUAUGGAAUGCAAACAUCUGGAAAUGAGACUUCAUGGAAUUAUACGCUAGUCCAAUACCAGAAAACCUCACUGGCUCAAGAAAAAGAAAAGCUACUCUACGGAUUAGCAUCUGUGCAAGAUGUUGCUCUUUUGGGAAGGUUUUUGGAAAUGCUCAAGGACCCAAACCUUAUUAAAUCUCAGGAUGUGUUCACAGUCAUCCGAUAUAUCUCCUAUAACAGCUAUGGGAAGACAAUGGCCUGGAAUUGGAUACAGCUCAACUGGGACUUUCUAGUGACCAGGUACACAAUAAACGACAGAAACCUUGGCCGUAUUGUUACCAUUGCAGAGCCAUUCAACUCUGAGCUACAACUCUGGCAGAUGGAGAGCUUUUUUGCAAAAUACCCAGAAGCUGGUGCAGGAGAAAAACCUAGACAACAAGUGCUGGAAACAGUGAAAAACAAUAUUGAAUGGCUAAAACUAAACAGAGACUCCAUAAGAGAAUGGUUCCUUGGCUUACCUAAUAAUGGCUAAUGUGUUCAGAAUGUCCUAUUUUAAUUUUGUGGCUUCUCUUACUGAGCAUCUGUAAUCUAAUUUACUAGCUCUGCAGACAGAACCUUCUAAAUGGAUACUGCUUUUUGCUAAAUACUGUGUAUGUCUUGCAAAGCCUUUAAAUUAUCCCUUUUUGUUUAUGAAGAAAGAUACUAAUGGAGUAUUUAAUAUACUCAGGGAUUUCUUCUAAGUAUACUUCAUAGGAGAUUCUUUACAAACUGAAGAGAAUUUCAUAGUCAUUUUUAAUGUCUUUAAAUAUCACUCGAUAUCUUAAAUCUGUGAAAAUAGAACAAUUUGGUCUUAGCUUUACAUUUUUAGUACCACAGAAACACCACAUAAUCUUCUCUCUUGAUUGAUUUUUAAAGUUUAAAUAUCAGUACUUGAGGGACAUAUUACCAUCUUAAUCUUUAUUUUAUUAUUCAGAAUUAUAUAGAUCUCAUAUCAUUUUCUUCACAUAUGUCUUACCACUUUAAAUCCUACCAAGGUUACCUGGCUUUAAGUUUUGCUCAAGGACUGAAUGAAUUAGCCAAGGAAACGGCUGACUGUUGCCUUUGCUUUUAUAAAAUCAACAUGAAACCUCUUUUUUUUUUCAAAAUAAAUCUAAAUUAUUACUUUGACAAAAA